This is a messenger RNA of Alternaria triticimaculans, 1089 nucleotides long. RefSeq lists its product as uncharacterized. The record is from RefSeq and is a predicted model, not a curated record. The coding region runs from base 1 to 1089 and encodes 362 amino acids. The transcript has a single exon. NCBI's taxonomy places the organism in Eukaryota, Fungi, Ascomycota, Dothideomycetes, Pleosporales, Pleosporaceae.
AUGCCCAGUCGACGAGUUGAACGACGCAUUCGCGAGUAUCUAUCGCAUUUGAUACCCGUGCCACUACUCGAUGUACCAGAAAGCGACCGGGUAUGUACGUUGUGCUACGAACCUUUUCCUGCGCCAGAAGAAGCCGGCGACUACCCAGUCCGUGUACGCUCCACCCACGCCAACUCGACUUGUCGGCAUGUGUUCGGAAGGACGUGUAUCGAAGAGCACCUGAGCAGCGGUAGAGGAUAUAGCAGGAGGUGCCCAAUAUGUCGCGAGAGCUGGUUUGGCGAAGCUGAGGGCGAUGCAUUCGGAAGCAUCGACGAAGAGGCGGAGGAGUCUGCAGCGUCAUCGUUUCUAGAGGGAAGUCGCUUUCGUGCGCCUGCAGUGGGACUGAGAGAUCGGCGAAUUGAGCUUAUCUUCGGGUUGGAGGAUACGAAUGAGCAAGAUGUUCAGCGGUUCUUCGAACACAUAGGUGAAGCUCUACGUGGUAUGCCUUCCGCAGAGGCCAAUGGUCAAGAAGCUAUCGAUCAGACAACCCAGGCGAUUGCUGACGCCGAGGAAAGAUUGCGCGUGAGUCGCGACGUCGAAGGCGAUCGCGGAGCGUCCACGGGUGUGGACAUGUCGCAAGGCAUGCGUCGUGGCAGCGCAGAGGAGGAAGACGAGGAGAUGGCACGGAGAAUAAUGCAGGCGGAACUGCGACAAGCCACGCCAUCGGUUGAGGAUGCGGCCCUACAACCUGCUGCGGCGACUGCGGCGGCCCCGGUCGCAUUAUCACGUGAGGAAAUCGAGCGGCGAUUGUCAGAUCGAGAGUCUCAGCGGGGACAUACACCGCCAGCGUUGCGACGCCGCGACAGAUUGUCUGAGCGACAACACGACGCGAUCCUUUCGAGCGCAGGCCGCAUUACAAGAGCGAUCGGCUUCCUGGAGCAACUUCGCCGGAUGGAAGAGGUGACGAUUGAUAGUUCUGACAUAGUUGAGAGAGUGCAAGAAGUCGAAGAUGCCGUGAACGCACUGUGGCGGGGUGUUGAGGGCGAUAGGCAGCGGCGGGGAAACAUUCGAUUCGUGCGUCGCGACUCUUCAGUGCCUUCGGACCUGUAG